Molecule: messenger RNA, 639 nt
Organism: Insectozyma verbasci
Lineage: Eukaryota; Fungi; Ascomycota; Pichiomycetes; Serinales; Debaryomycetaceae
Source: the annotation of a GenBank genome assembly
AUGUCAUCAGAAGAUACUAAACCUAAAACAGAAGAAACUACCACUUCAAUUCCAAAACCACCAACUUCAAACGUUUUCUCAAUGUUUGGUGCUAAAAAGGAAAAAAAAGAGGACGAAAACGAAGUAUAUAAAAAAGAUGAAGAACCAAAAAAAGAUGAUUCGGAUAAAAAAGAUAAAGAUGAAGAUGAUGAUAAAGCAGAUGAAGAAGAAGUCGAUGUUCAUUUCACUCCAAUUAUUCAAUUAGAUAAGAAAGUUGAAGUUAAAACCAAUGAAGAAGAAGAAGAAGUAUUAUAUAAAGUUAGAGCUAAAUUAUUUAGAUUUCAUGCUGAUACAAAAGAAUGGAAAGAAAGAGGUACUGGAGAUGUUAAAUUUUUGAAACAUAAAACAACAAAUAAAACAAGAAUUUUAAUGAGAAGAGAUAAAACUUUAAAAAUUUGUGCAAAUCAUUUAAUAUUACCAGAUUAUGAAUUAAAAUCAAAUAUUGGUAGUGAUAGAUCAUGGGUUUAUAACGUUACUGCUGAUGUUUCCGAAAGUGAAGAACCUGAAGCUCAAACUUUAGCAAUUAGAUUUGGUAAUAAAGAAAAUGCUGAUAAAUUUAAAGAAUAUUUCGAUGAAGCUAAAAAAUCAAACUCAGCAUAA